Molecule: messenger RNA, 2772 nt
Organism: Brienomyrus brachyistius
Lineage: Eukaryota; Metazoa; Chordata; Actinopteri; Osteoglossiformes; Mormyridae
Product: upstream stimulatory factor 2-like
Exons: 10
Coding region: 1020-1979 (319 amino acids)
Biological process (GO): regulation of transcription by RNA polymerase II
Molecular function (GO): protein dimerization activity; DNA-binding transcription factor activity, RNA polymerase II-specific; RNA polymerase II cis-regulatory region sequence-specific DNA binding
Source: RefSeq, a predicted model, not a curated record
UAGUAGCUUGGCUCCUAGGAUUUACACUGAGGCGUAAAGCUGUGCUUCGCGGUGACAGAUGACACUCACGUUAUUGAUUAUAAUCACUGCUCAGAUUUAUUUUCUCAGUGGUGAUGUCCAGUUUAUAAAAUAAACAUCCCGCCAUCGGACAAUGGAAUUGUAGUCACUACACCACACAAUACCCACGCAGCGUAAACCGAAAAUGAUACCUUCUUUUCCUAAAAGAUAAGCGAAAUUCACAAAUUUUGGGUGGGAAUAGCUUAAACGUUCCGGAGGCAAUGGUAUUAUGAGAAUUUCUAAUACGUUUUACUGCAUGUAUAUCACAGUUUCUUUAGUACAAACAAAUGGACGUUUUCGCCAUCGGUCGCGAGAACGGAAAAAACGGGGUUUCGACCUCCCACGAAAAAAAACUGGUUAGUUCAUUAAAAUUCCAUCUGCUUAUGUGAAUCCAAGCAGACGCCAGUUGAAUUUUUACAAACAAAAUGUCGAAACUGACGCAGACAAACGAUCUUCACUUCCCCAUUGCUUUUCGAACCGGGAAAAGCGAUCCAGCCUUAAACACUCGCCUUCGCUGUUAUGCAAGCAGCACGACCGACUCCACUCCAUAUUUUGUCGCAAGCAAAGUUUUGCACCGAAACCCGCCGCAGGCUCGCGGAUGCGUUCGCCCGAAUCAUUUGCCGCCUCGACGCGAAAAUCGAUAGAAUAAAACCUCGACAUUUUAAAGAAGAGGAAAUUAAACGAAUCGCUUGUCCUAAGUCCACAUUUGCCGGACGAGCCGGGUGUGCAUCAGGAACCGGCGCUGCGAUAAGAGAGAGGGAGGGAGAGACAGGAAGCCGAGGGUAACGCGGACAAAGAGCACAAGCUCCCGGCGAGCCGCGGUCUCCAUUUUAACUACUCGCAUAUAUCUCACGUGUCCAGGACUGUCUUUCUCACAUGACCCGUGUGUUUGUCCCCGUGAUCAGCACUUCCAUCUCCAUCUAUUACUGUCCCUGAAUAUAUCACUUUGAAUUUCAGACCUCAUGGAUAUGCUCGAUCAGACUUUGGACACAGUACCGAGUCACGAGAACCAAGAAAGCGAGGAGGUUGUACAACUACAGGAAGAAGAAAGUCUAGGUGGGGAGGAGCAAGAUUCCGUUACCAUAGAGACUGUGCAGCAGGGAGCUGUUACCAUAGAAACGGUCCAGCAGGCUGCCGCGUUUUCGGAUCAUAAUGUCCAGUAUCAGUUCCGCACAGAGAACAGCGGCGGACAGGUGACGUAUCGAGUUGUCCAGGUAACAAACGAGCAGUUAGAAGCCGGAGGGGAGGGAGGUGGGACAAUCAGUGUGGUCUCCGCGGCUGCUUUUCCUGGAAACCCUCAGGCAGCCGCCCAGGCCGUGGCCCAGAACACCUUCAGUAACGGCGGCAGUCCCGCUGCGGAGUCAGGGGGCGAGACUCGCUUUACCUACUUCCCUGCAGCAGCCGUGAGUGACGGGACAGCUCUCUCUAUACAGACGGACCAGGCGGCCACACAGGCAGGAAGUCAGUUCUAUGUCAUGAUGACUCCGUCCGACGUCUUGCAGUCUAACACGCCGCGUACCAUCGCACCGCGCACGCAUCCCUACUCCACAAAGUUGGAGGGGCCCCGAGCUCCCAGAGAUGAAAGGAGGAGAGCACAGCACAAUGAAGUGGAGAGGCGGAGACGGGAUAAGAUCAACAACUGGAUAGUUACGCUGUCCAAGAUCAUCCCUGACUGCAACGUGGACAACAGCAAGACUGGAGCGAGUAAGGGUGGCAUUCUCUCGAAAGCCUGUGAUUACAUCCGGGAGCUGCGGCAGGACCAUCAGCAGCUACAGGAGGGCUGUAAGGAGGUGGAACGGCUACAGGUGGAGAAUGAGGUGCUCCGGCAACAGAUCGAGGAGCUGAAGAACGAAAACGCCCUCCUGCGAGCUCAGCUACAACAGCACAGGAUCGACGGCGUCGGCGACAUGGCCGCCCACUGAACGGGGCGUUGCCUCGCGCUGAGACACGCGCCCCCUGCUGGACGACUAAGAGGACGUCGCUGCUGAGAAAGGGGACGCUCAUGCAUUUCUUCACGUCCUUGGGCCCGUUUGCAGGACAGAGGCGUGGGAGGCGGCGAGCGCGGCACCCCCUCGGCCGUGACCCCCUCUUUCACUCUGAGGAGCGGGCAGCGGCCAACCAGUCGUUAACCAUGGGUAUGUUCACCCAUCUAUGAACUAUGAGGGUUUUUUGUAUAAUUGUCUUCGUUUAUUAUAACAAUGCUUUUUUUUUUUUUUUUUGGUAUUUUUCAUCCUAUGACUAUUAAUGUAAUUGUUGCUAAUAUCAUUUUUUUUUCUUUUUUUGUUCGUUUGUUUUUAAUUUAUUGGUGUCGCGGGGUGAGAUGAAAGGCUCGUGAUAGGAAAUAGCUUGCAAGUCAUUUAAUAAUCACUGGGCUGUACAGUUUGUGCACAAUUAUGAACCAAUGGCCCCGAACAAUAUCUGGCAUAUUCGCUAUAAAAUGCUGAGGCCUGAAUAUUUGUUUUCAGUUUAUUAUAAACCACUGGGGUCUAGUCUGCUUUUGGCCUGAUUUUGGCCUGGGCUGGUCAAUCGCUGGCCUUGCCUGCCUCUUGUUUCACAUGCUUUUGGCCUGGCCUGGCCUGGCCUGGCCUGCCUCCCUGUUUGGCAAACUUUUGCCCUGCUCAGCUUCUGGUCUGGACUGUUAGUCUUCUACUCUGCUCAGCAUUUGCAAAAUAAUGUGUUAGCACUUCAGAGCUAAUAAAUCUUUAGUGAAAUUUA